AUGAUUAAUGCUGUUGGAGGUUCUAUUGCAGUUGGUUGGGGAGUUGCAGCAGCUGUUGUUAUUACAGAAGAUGAUUCCGGAGGAGAUCCUUCUGAAAAGUUCGACGAAUCUGACGAGCUCGAUGAGAACUCGGCAGAAGCCGAACAAACCACCGAAAGUCUGGAGGACGGUGACAGUGACACCGAGUCGACGUCCAUCUGA
This is a messenger RNA of Caenorhabditis remanei, 201 nucleotides long. RefSeq lists its product as uncharacterized. NCBI's taxonomy places the organism in Eukaryota, Metazoa, Nematoda, Chromadorea, Rhabditida, Rhabditidae. The coding region runs from base 1 to 201 and encodes 66 amino acids. The transcript is spliced from 2 exons. The record is from RefSeq and is a predicted model, not a curated record.